CCAGGUGUCCGCCCCGGCUGCCUGCAGCUCCCGGCCCAGCGCUGCCCGUUGGGAAGCGACGAUGCCUGGGUCGGGCUGAACAGGCGCCGCCGGCUCGUCUGCCCGUGCGAGGUCGAGUCCGAGGAGCGGGCUUGGACCCAGGAGCCCCGGCGCCGGAGUCCGCGCACCGUGCACCGCGCAUCGCGCACCGCGCAUGGACGCGCCGGGGGACUGCGAGGGCCCACGCCUCCCCGGAGGUGAUGGCCCUCCAGGAGGUACAAGAGAGACAUCCAGACAGCUUUCAAGAGAACAGCUUUUUGUGCUGAUAUCUGCAGCUUCCAUUAACUUGGGUUCUAUGAUGUGCUAUUCUAUCCUUGGACCCUUUUUCCCCAAGGAGGCUGAAAAGAAAGGAGCCAGCAAUACAGUUACCGGUAUGAUCUUUGGAUGUUAUGCUUUAUUUGACUUGCUGGCAUCUUUGGUAUUUGGAAAAUACCUUGUACAUAUUGGAGCAAAAUUUAUGUUUGUGGCAGGAAUGUUUGUCUCAGGAGGAGUUACAGUUCUCUUUGGCGUGUUGGACCAAGUUCCAGAAGGACCGGUAUUUACCGCUAUGUGUUUUCUAGUGAGAAUAGCAGACGCAGUCAGCUUUGCGGCGGCAAUAACUGCGUCUUUUUCUAUUCUUGCAAAGGCUUUUCCAAACAGUGUGGCCACGGUGUUGGGAAGUCUUGAGAUUUUUUCUGGCCUGGGACUAGUGUUAGGGCCCCCUUUAGGUGGCUUCUUGUAUCAAUCCUUUGGCUAUGAGGUGCCUUUUAUCUUUCUGGGAUGCAUAGUUCUGCUGAUGGUACCACUCAACAUGUACAUUUUACCUAAUUAUGACUCUGAUCCAGGUGAACACUCAUUCUGGAAACUCAUCACGUUACCCAAGAUUGCACUUAUAGCCUUCGUCAUCAACUCCCUCAGCUCAUGUUUUGGCUUCCUUGAUCCUACUCUGUCUCUCUUUGUUCUGGAGAAGUUUAAUUUACCAGCUGGCUAUGUGGGACUGGUAUUCCUGGGUUUGGCACUAUCCUACGCCAUUUCUUCGCCGCUGUUUGGUUUACUGAGUGAUAAAAUACCACAUCUCAGGAAAUGGUUUCUGGUUUUGGGAAACAUAAUCACAGCCGGAUGCUACAUGCUCUUGGGACCAAUCCCGGUCUUACACAUUCAGAGUCAGCUCUGGCUGCUGGUGCUGAUAUUAGUCUUGAAUGGCGUCUCUGCUGGAAUGAGCAUCAUUCCAACUUUCCCGGAGAUUCUCAGUUGUGCAUACGAAAAUGGAUUUGAAGAAGGGUUAAGUACCUUGGGACUUGUAUCGGGGCUCUUCAGUGCCAUGUGGUCAGUUGGUGCUUUUAUAGGACCCACACUGGGUGGAUUUCUUUAUGAGAAAAUUGGUUUUGAAUGGGCAGCUGCUGUGCAAGGUCUUUGGGCUCUGACAAGUGGAUUGGCGAUGGGCUUGUUUUACCUGUGGGAGCACGCACAGAGAAGAAGAUCUAAACUCCAAAAUAUCCUCGGCACAGAGGAAGAGCAAACUGCUCUCUUACCUGAUGAAAUCUAGCCUUAAGAAUCCUGGAUGGAUACCCGUGGGGAGACUGAUGGCUCCUGGCCUUGAACAUCAAAGUUGAAAGGGGUUUUCUUACUAUUACACGUAAAACUCCACAGACCCUACCUACACCACCAUCCUGAAAGUCUCAACAUAUUUUUGGAGAAUCCUGUGUUGGGCUUUCCUGAAAAGCUGGCCCGUUGAGCCAGCCAUGUGUGAAACAUGAAGUGUGAGAAGAGCGGUUGAGAAUCAGCAAAAGUUUGUGUUUUUAGGUGAUCGAAUUUGUCCAUCAAGAGGUUAUUGACUCCAGGUCUCCUGAUUCCUCUGUUUACUUUUUAUUCUAAAUGCACUAAUUCUGUGAAUGUACCUUUUUCUUUAUUAACAGGGAAAUAAAUGAAUUAAUUUGAUAUGCCUCAAAGUAGUACCAAGAUUUCUCAAAAUGUAUAGAAUAGUUACUGUGAAAUCAGUUUUUAAAAGGCAUGCUUUAUCUGGGUCCUAAGAGUUUUGUUCUUUUCAAAAGGCAAGAUUCCUUCCUCCCAUGCAAAAGUUGCAUAGUAUUCCCAGGCCCUCAGCUCUUCUAGAAGUUUCGUUUGUGUGAGAGUUACAAGAAUAACCUUACUUUAGAUUUUCCCUUUUGUAACGUACUUUAUGAAUUAUGAUCUGGAUUUAUAAACAAUACUUAGUAUAACAUUACUCAUUUCUCUUAAUGUCUGUCUUUCAGUCCUGUCAUCUUUUUUUUGUUUUUUUGUUUUUUGUUUUUUUUUUUUUAAACCUACUUCUGGUAGAUGUAUCCCAUUCCCAAGCAAGUAAGCCCACAGGAUUGCUUAUUAUAUUUCAGGGAAGGGGUUUGUCUGACUUCACGUAAAAUCCGUGCUGUUGCUUGAAGUGGGUGAAUCCCUACUGUGUAGUUCUCAUACCUUCUGCUGUGUUUCCAUGGUGUAGUAGCCACGUUUAUCCCCCCACCCCCCAUUUUUUAAAUAGAAGAAGUGUAUUAAUUCAAAAAUAUUUAUUGAAUGACUUCUCUAAACUGACAGUCUGUGACGUGCUAGGAAUUGAACUGUGAUCAAAAUAAACACAAUCUCUGCUUUUUGGAACUUGGUGGAUGGACAACAUAUAAAUAAAUACCAGACUCUCCCGUUAUCUUACAGAGUUGCUAUUAAGGGGAAAACAUGGUGAUAGGAAAGAGAAGGUGGCUGGAGUCAUUAGGUGUGGGGUUCUAAUUUAGAUAAGGCCUCUCCAUGGAGGUGAGACGUUUGAACGGAGACCCGAAGGAUGAGAAUAAGGCAGUCAUCCCGAGGGAGAGCCUUCCCUAGCCCGUGCCAAAGGGUUUGUCAUGGUCAAAGAUGACACUGUGGCCCAUGUGACUGAAAUCUAGUAAACAGAGGACGUUGGGGAGGUAGGAAGGAAUCAGCUUCUCAACAGGGGAUGCCAGAAUUUGAUUCAUGUUUCAGGAGGGCCAUUGUCUAGCAACGAUGGAGGGAGAUCUAUGGGAGCUUGGAGACAGAGAGAGAGAGAGACAUGAGUAGUUUGGACCAUGGAGGUGGUGGCGGAGAUGGAGCAUAAAAGAUGUGUUUGGAAGGAGAGCCAACAGGACCUGCUCAUGUAGAAGGAGGGGAGAGAGGAAUUUAGGGGUGACUCAAGGUUUUGGCUUGAGGAUGUAUGUGGGUGGAUGAGAGUGCCUCUUGGUGAGAUGGGGAAGAAUAGGAACAAAUCAAAUCCUGAAGGGGAAAAAUAACCCAGGGUGGGAUGCCCUGUAACACCACCACCAGAGCGAA
This is a messenger RNA of Prionailurus viverrinus (fishing cat), 3324 nucleotides long. It is a transcript of the gene SLC18B1, whose product is annotated as solute carrier family 18 member B1. Lineage: Eukaryota; Metazoa; Chordata; Mammalia; Carnivora; Felidae. The transcript has 14 exons. Gene Ontology annotation, molecular function: transmembrane transporter activity. The coding region runs from base 194 to 1564 and encodes 456 amino acids. Gene Ontology annotation, biological process: transmembrane transport. The record is from RefSeq and is a predicted model, not a curated record.